UGUUUUCGGCGUAUCCUCGGCUCGGCAACCAUGGUGAGACAAAUACCCCACGUGACUAUCUCCCCAAACUCCGAACUUCUUCCCCCAGCAAGAAACGCAUUGAACUUGAACUGCUUCAAGACACACAUCAAGGACAACAUCUCUCAAAAGUGCAUACUACCCUACACUUGCUUCCGACCAUGUCUGUCGCCAGCCAAACCCUGCGACAGCUAUCUUCCCGCGCCCCACGAUCUCUUCCCCUCCGCCAACUCACAACCUCAUCUCUAGCAGCCUCCUCUCUUCGCUCGUCUUCCUCCAGAUCAGCUUUCUCUAGCAAGCUUUUGCAAUCCAGAUCUUCCUUUUCCACAAUGUCCGCCCUCAACUCUGCUGCUCCGGUCACCCCGGCUCCGGCUCGUGAAUAUGACCCUGAAAUCAAUGAUAUGGCUAGCUACAUUCACCACUACAAAGUCGAUUCAGAACUCGCGUUUGAUACUGCCCGCUGGGUCUUCCUUGACACUCUAGGGUGUGGAUUGGAGGCUCUGAAAUUCAAGGAGUGCACGAAGCUCCUGGGUCCUAUUGUUGAGGGAACUGUUGUUCCCAAUGGUACCAAGGUCCCUGGAACUCCAUAUCAGCUCGACCCCGUCAAUGGUGCUUUCAACAUCGGUGCCAUGGUCCGGUGGUUGGACUACAAUGACUGCUGGUUAGCUGCUGAAUGGGGUCAUCCUUCUGACAACUUGGGCGGUAUCCUUGCCGUCGCUGACUGGAUCUCGCGGACAAACCGCGCUGGCGGAUCCCUGGGCAACGGCAAAAUCCUCACUGUUCGUGAUGUGCUCGAGGCUAUGAUUAAGGCCCACGAAAUCCAGGGCGUUCUCGCUCUCGAGAACUCUUACAACAAAGUCGGCUUGGAUCACGUGGUACUGGUCAAGAUUGCUACAACUGCUGCUGUCUCCAAGCUGCUUGGUCUGAAUGAGAAGCAGACCGCCGAUGCCCUCACCCAGGCGUGGGUUGAUGGUCAGAGCUUGCGAACCUACAGACACUCCCCCAACACCAUGUCGAGAAAGUCGUGGGCUGCCGGUGACGCUUGCCAGCGCGCCGUCAACCUCGCCCUCAAGGUCCAAAGGGGUGAGACUGGUGUGCCCACUGUCCUCUCUGCUCCAGUCUGGGGCUUCUACGAUGUCCUGUUCAAGGGCAACAAGUUCAAGUUCCAGCGCCCCUAUGGCAGCUACGUGAUGGAGAACGUACUCUUCAAGGUCUCCUGGCCUGCUGAAUUCCACUCGCAAACCGCCAUUGAGGCUGCGACCCACAUCAACAAGACCUUGGCCAGCAUGGGCAAAUCCGCCAAGGACAUCAGGGAUGUCACCAUCCGCACCCACGAGGCCUGCGUCCGCAUCAUCGACAAACAAUUCAAGCCCAUGGACAACUUCGCUGACCGCGACCACUGCAUCCAGUACAUGGUUGCCACCAUGCUUGUCUUCAACCGCCUCGUCGCAACCGAUUACACCGACGGCUCCGAAGCCGCCACCUCUGAGCUCCUCGAGUCUCUCCGCAAGCGCAUCAAGUGCGUUGAGGACCCACAGAUGACCAAGGACUACCACGACCCAGCCCUCCGCACCAUCCCCAACGCCCUGACCGUUACCCUAAACGACGGCACUGUCCUCGACGAGGUCGUGGUCGAUGCGCCGCUCGGCCACCGCCUACGUCGUGAAGAGGCCAAGCCUGAAAUCCUUGCCAAGUACAAGAGACACCUCGAGGGGCACUAUGAUGCUGCCAAGGUUGACCAGCUUAUUAAGCUUGGCCUUGACCAGAAGACCCUUGAGGCUAUGGACAUUGAUAAGUAUGUCGAUCUGUACGUUAAGGAAAAAGUCGAUUUUUAGACUUGAGGAUUAGGGCGGCGGUGGCUACGUCGUCCUGAGAUGGACAUAUUUUAAAAUGUAAAAUGUAUAUACAUAGAUUAAAAGUAUGCCAUAGGGUGGGUGCGGGUGUUUUCUUCUGACUUGAAAUGCCAAUUAGGUUCAUGGUUAAUAAAGCAGUUGGGGGAGAACUCCUGUGUCUAUGAUUAUGAACUAGGUUUUCAUAUUUCCAAUCAAAAUUUAUCUUUGUAUCUAUUUCCUUUUCUACACAUAAUUCUAAAUUCACUUCCUCAAUCAUGAUUCUAGCUCUUCACUACACUACCGCUUUCUGGGUAUCCUAUCACACCGUCAUCUUAAAUAUAGUAACUUUUAUGUACUCUCUCUUGUACAAAUUCUGUUUUUUCAUUUGUAUUCUAUUGGCAAAGGAAGUAUAUAACCUCAUAACAUAUAUAACGUGUGAUGUUUUAUACUUCUAGAUAUAUUACUUAAAUCUAAUUGUCAAACUGUUCAUGAAAGGCUUUUUCGUUCGCUACUCCCACGGAGGUACAUUUUCAUCAUUAACAAACACUCAGAGUAUAACAUUCAAAACUCUCGAACACGAAGGACGAAGCCAUUCAAGAUCUCUAUAACGGCGGCUACACACGCAUCAAAUCGCUCGAACAGAACUUGAUAAGUGGCAAGCAGUUACAUAAAGGAGCUCAAUGGCCCUCUAAACACUCUCGCCUGCAGCACGCCGGAUACACUCCACGACCAAUCUCGGAUUACUCAGAUGCGGCGCAUGGCCCUCCUGGCAACGUACAACUUCCAUGGCAUCGCCGGCCUGCGCAACCAUCUUCUCCUGGAUGUAUGGCGGGACGGCCAGGUCAUUCUCACACAAAAUGAACGUACUUGGGAUUUCUCGAUAGGCCGUGUACGUCACAGGCACUCCCAUCGGGGCUAUGGGUUGGGCUCCUAGCAGAUCGAGGGCCUCCUCUACGUCCUUGGGAUCGCAGCCACCGCUAUAGACGAUUUGGCGGGUCGUUUCCCGGUCAGGAACUAUCAUCCUAGCCUGAUGAGGUACUCAGUUUAUUUUUGAAUCAGACAGGGCGCAUGAGUAUGGGUCGAGAAGCGCCGUAAUUAGAAGGUUGGGUGGAAGGAAGAGCAUUGUUCAGUAUCAUGGGUGUUUUCCUUUUACAUACCUCAUUGAUAGGCGUCAUGCCCUUGGGAUAUUUCUUCAUGCCCUCCUGAUACGCCAACGCCAACUCUUUCUCCUUCGGCGUUUGCGGUACGAUCAGGGUCGCCUGGCUCUGUCCUUCAACGAGUGCCACCGCGAUCAUAUAGAUAAGACCCACGACACCCCCCUUCAAGCCAUAUUUUUCACGAUCCCGCUUGCCCAGCCCCUUUACCGCCUCGCCCAUCGCGACGCCGCCAAAUGAAUGCGCGAGUGCAAUCACAUCCCUUCCCGCUUCGACGUUCUCCAUGACCACACGCCGUACCGCCUGGGCGUCCUGGUCCCAGCUGCGGUGCGGAGGGUUGGAGUCCAGUGACGGCGGGGUAACGGCUGUCGCUUCAUAGUUGCAUUUUGCGAGUUCGUCGAUUAAUCACUGGUAGUGUUCGGCCCUGUGGCAGGAGCCGGGCACGAUCACGACGACGGGCUUGGUAGGCAUUAUCGAGGACGUUUGAGUAGCACAAGAUGAAGUAAAUUCUGUUGACGAAAGGUGGGCAUUCAACAAGGAGAAUGAUGGGGAUUUUGAAAUUCGUCCAUAUUGUCAUUCUAUGGAUCAAUAAGCAUAGCUCAUGAAGCUGAACGACUGACAUAUCAAGGCCCCUACUUACCAAGACUGCCUCUAUCUUCUAGGGCCAGGAUCUCUUUGAAGCUGGGUCGGUCCAUGGAUGUUGUAAGCUGAAUUUAUAGCUGCAAAACUGGUUCUCUUGUUAUUUUUAGUCUGAAGUAUCUCCAUUUGUCAACUAGAGUGUUCAGCUUGCAAGGAAUAUCACCAGCCUAAGAAACUAUAUAAUUGUUUAGUGCUUAUGGAGUUUGAAUCGCCAUAGUCAGUCAGCAGCUAAAUUAUCCUUCUAAUUUUUCGUGUUCCUAGCGGCCAAAG
Blastomyces gilchristii SLH14081 is the source of this 3913-nucleotide messenger RNA. Its product is annotated as 2-methylcitrate dehydratase. The transcript has 5 exons. Gene Ontology annotation, cellular component: mitochondrion. The record is from RefSeq and is a predicted model, not a curated record. Lineage: Eukaryota; Fungi; Ascomycota; Eurotiomycetes; Onygenales; Ajellomycetaceae. Gene Ontology annotation, molecular function: 2-methylcitrate dehydratase activity; 2 iron, 2 sulfur cluster binding. Bases 180 to 1853 code for a protein of 557 amino acids.